GAUCGUUUUUAGUCCUAACGAGGCAAGCAAUCGUUGUUGAUUAACGUCAACCUAGGAAGCUCCACUCUGUCCUCCUUUGAUAUGGAGCACGUGCUUGACAUGAAUCAGAGCAUGCAGUUUAGAUGUUAGGGGUAGCAUAAGAUUGAGGCCUAAGAGGAAGAAGUUAAUGACAGAUCAACUAGUUCUUUACAAUGGGAUGGAGGUCAUUCUCUUUCAAUAUCCUCUCUUCAUCUUUUCUAAGGGUUGCAAAGUCGCAUUGGCUACCCCUCUCUCAAAAGUCAAAAGUAUUUUAUGAUUCAGGUCCAAGUGUACUACGAAGUUGUUGUAAUAAUGGCUCCCUGCUGAAUUCUCAAGCGUUGAGAUCAUAUGCUCGUGGUGGACGCAAAGUCUAUGAUCUCUUUGGCAGUGGAAGACCAGGGGAUGAAGAGUUCAAGAAAACCUGGGCAAAGGAGAUGAAUGAAGAUAACACUCUAUGGACAGGAAGUGAGGAUGAAAGUGAUGAAGAAAAGGGUUCAAAGAGUCAUCUUGAUAAAGAGAUUAGGAAAGCAAGACGGCAAGCUAAAGAACAUUCAGACCUGAUUGAUGCCGAUGAUAGUGAUGAGUUAAGAAGUGUUUGGUCUGGCAGUGAUGAGGAGAAGACACUGUGGACUGGUGAUGAAAUGGAUAGUGAUGAUGAUAUUCCGACGGAAGCUUACCCAAAUGAAAGUAGUGAUAAGUACCUAGAUAAAUUGUUUGAGUUUGAUGAAAUGCCUAAAUACAGAACUAUCUCUGAGCUGUUGAAAGCUGAACAAGAACCUGAGGAGUUGUCACCGGGAAAGCAAGCUAGGAAGAUUGCUGUUGAGAAUGCUUUGAAGAAAUUGAAGAAAGGUCCUGAUGGGAGGUAUACCAAUACAUGGGAGGUUAUGAGUGAUUUAGAUAUUCUUAUUGGAGCAUUUGAAAAUGUUGUUUCAGGACCAGAGUAUGCAGAACUUAGACAAGGAGGUCCUAAAAAACUAAAUAUUCAGUUUUUCAAGGACAUACAAGCACGUAUGAGAGAUCCAAAUUACAAAUUUUCACCUGAGUUAAAACUGAAACCAAAGAGUAAACUGGUUCCCAGGAAGAAGUGGCAAAAGGCGCAGUCUAGAAGGAGGAAAGCACAAAAGAGAUAAAGCUGUAGUUUGUUUUCUCAACAUUGAAACACAAGUUGAGCUUAUAAUGUUUUCUCAGCAUUAUGUGUAGUUUUCAUGUUUGAAAAGUUAUACAUCCUCUUUGUAUUGAA
Gastrolobium bilobum is the source of this 1258-nucleotide messenger RNA. RefSeq lists its product as uncharacterized. The record is from RefSeq and is a predicted model, not a curated record. NCBI's taxonomy places the organism in Eukaryota, Viridiplantae, Streptophyta, Magnoliopsida, Fabales, Fabaceae. The transcript is spliced from 4 exons. Bases 192 to 1148 code for a protein of 318 amino acids.